AAAGAAGAGGAAGACUACUUACUGAGGGUAAGAACUCGAUUGCUUCAGAAGCUUCAGAAACAUUCAUUGGCACCCACCUCACCCUGCUCAACUCCACCCAGCCCCACCACCCAAUCCCCUGAAAGCAAAGCUGCCUGAGGAGAAGUGCAGCUGAGUGAGCAGGAAAAAACCUUAGAGUGAACUUGGCGUUCAGAAACUGGACACCCCGCAGUGCAAGAAAGAAGAUCUUUGUUCCCUUCUUGUUGUUCUGAAAGCCUGAGACCCAGAGUUCUAUCUCCAUCAUCACACAGGAAACUGAGAACUUCCGACUCACUCAGGACCUUGGCCUUGAAUUCAUAAAGCAUCUAAAAGCUUCAGAAACAAACACUUCGUGGACACAGUCCCCUGAAGCCAGAAGCCCGCUGCCUUUAACAGCAAACACAUACAGAAACAUUUCCCUUGACCCGUGGCAGAAGCCAGGAUGGAAACUUCAACCAGCGCAAAGGACCAUGAUAUGACCACAGAAUACGACUAUGGGGACACGACCCCUUGCCAGAAGGUUCAGGAGAGGGCCUUUGGGGCCCAGCUGCUGCCCCCCUUGUACUCGGUGGUGUUUGUCAUUGGCCUGAUCGGCAACAUCCUAGUGGUCCUGGUCCUCAUGCAAUACAAGAGGCUCAGAAGCAUGACCAGCAUCUACCUCCUCAACCUGGCCAUUUCUGACCUCAUCUUCCUCUUCACGCUGCCCUUCUGGAUCGACUACAAGGUGAAGGACGACUGGGUUUUCGGUGACGCCAUGUGUAAGUUGCUCUCUGGGUUCUAUUUCAUGGGCUUGUACAGCGAGAUCUUCUUCAUCGUCCUGCUGACCAUCGACAGGUACCUGGCCAUCGUCCAUGCCGUGUUUGCUCUGCGGGCUCGGACUGUCACCUUUGGUAUCGUCACCAGCAUUGUCGUCUGGGUCCUGGCCAUCUUGGCUUCUGUCCCAGGCUUGUACUUUUCCAAGACCCAGUGGGAGUUCACCCACUACACCUGCAGUCUUCAUUUUCCUCCUGAAAGCUUCACGAAGUGGAAGCAGUUCCAGGCUCUGAAACUGAACAUCUUGGGGCUGAUAUUGCCUCUCUUGGUCAUGAUUGUCUGCUACACGGGGAUUAUAAAGAUUCUGCUCAGAAGACCAAAUGAGAAGAAGGCCAAAGCCGUGCGUCUGAUUUUUGUCAUCAUGAUCAUCUUCUUUCUCUUCUGGACGCCCUACAAUCUGAGUGUGUUUGUUUCCGCUUUCCAAGAUUCCCUGUUCACCUAUAAGUGUGAGCAGAGCAGACAGCUGGACCUGGCCAUUCAAGUGACAGAGGUGAUCGCCUACACUCACUGCUGCGUCAACCCUGUGAUCUACGUCUUUGUCGGUGAGAGGUUCCGCAAGUAUCUGCGGCAGUUGUUCCACCGGCUGGUGGCUGUGCACCUGGCCAAGUGGCUCCCCUUCCUCUCCACAGAGAGGCUGGAGAGGGUCAGCUCCAUGUCCCCCUCCACAGGCGAGCAUGAGCUCUCUGCUGGGUUCUGACUCAGGCCCCUGGAGGCCGAUGCAGGACCCAGCAAGAGCGACCUGUGGGGCAUGCUGGCUGGGGAGGAGGCAGCUUGGUCUCCAGCAACUCUGUCACCUGAUGGGGAAUUCUAACCGCAUGGGGUUGAGGGAAUUCCAAGCUGCUCAGGACAAAAUCACUUCUGGCAUUUGAAUUUUCUCCAUGAACUUCUUUUUUGUGGAAAGGAGAUGAAUAAAUGAAAUGGGACAUCGCAGAAGACUGGACCAAAGGUUGGCAGAGAAGGGCUUAGUCCCAAACAGUUCAGACGUGUGAACCAGCCUCUGAGCAUCCAGCGCCUUCAACACCGGUAACCUCAGAAACUGAUUUCCAUAGCUGCCUCUGCUCUGAGCUGAGAGCCAAGCACGCGUCUGUGGCCUCCUCCACCCACUCCACCCAACCCCCAUGGGAGGGUUAGGCGCUUGGAAACCAUGAGGAACCUCCAGCUCCUGAUGGAAGAACUUGACACCUAGUGGGAAAUAGGAUUGGGAAACUGCUGUUGGCAGUGGAGCUAAGAAAGCCCUUGGGUAGAAUUUUUAUAGCUGCUGAACUGGAAGAAUUCAGGCAGUGGGCUAGACACAGACAAAAUGUGUAAGAUGCUGUACUUCUGUCUUUCUGAAUAUUUUUCAGAAUCUCUCUUCCCUGUCAGUUGAGCGGUGCAGCAGUAAUUUCUGACAGCUUGAUUGAGGAAAUGGUUACGAGACAGCAGGAGACAGGGCUGCUUUUCUUCCUCUGGACCUCCAUCCAGGCCUUGUAGUUUAUGGAUCAGAGUUCUGGCUGUCACCUUAGACCCAGCACCAGAACAGUGACCUGGUGUGCAAGUGGACAGGGUUUGAGGCUGGCAGUGAGGGCAACGUCUACCAGGAGGGGUGGGGACUCUGUCUGUGUAGAAAGUCGAGGAGCCCUUAACUCAAAAGAAAUUCAUUUACCCUAAAGGUCCUUAACACCUCAGCUCUCACCUGAAGUGAGACAUGUCUUUAUUCCCUUUUCCCUCAGUUGUACAUUUCUCUAAAAAAUAACGUUUCCAAUAACAUAAAUUGUUUACUAGGAAAGCUUAAAAAUACAAACAGAAAAAAGACAAACAAAUGUCAGAAUCAGUCAUAAUCCCCUAGCCAGAAACAGCACUGUCCAUUCUUUGGCAGAGCUUUUAGCUUUAUCUUCCCUCUGCACAUUUAUGUUUAUAAGCAAGAUGACCUUUGACUGUGGCUGCUCUUCCACUGCUGCUGUCUUUAAGCAGCAGCAGCCUGGGCUCACUUUCCCAGGCGAUAAAUCAUUUCUAAGCUUCAGC
Capra hircus (goat) is the source of this 2832-nucleotide messenger RNA. RefSeq names its product C-C chemokine receptor type 1. The transcript is spliced from 2 exons. Gene Ontology annotation, biological process: immune response; inflammatory response; positive regulation of monocyte chemotaxis. Gene Ontology annotation, cellular component: cytoplasm; membrane. The coding region runs from base 461 to 1528 and encodes 355 amino acids. NCBI's taxonomy places the organism in Eukaryota, Metazoa, Chordata, Mammalia, Artiodactyla, Bovidae. Gene Ontology annotation, molecular function: C-C chemokine receptor activity; chemokine (C-C motif) ligand 5 binding; chemokine (C-C motif) ligand 7 binding. The record is from RefSeq and is a predicted model, not a curated record.